Messenger RNA from Rhizophagus irregularis DAOM 181602=DAOM 197198, 684 nucleotides. RefSeq lists its product as uncharacterized. Gene Ontology annotation, molecular function: protein kinase activity; ATP binding. Lineage: Eukaryota; Fungi; Glomeromycota; Glomeromycetes; Glomerales; Glomeraceae. Gene Ontology annotation, biological process: protein phosphorylation; signal transduction. The record is from RefSeq and is a predicted model, not a curated record. Gene Ontology annotation, cellular component: cytoplasm.
AUGGAUGGACUUUCAACUAUUCACGAUGAUGGAAAAGUUCAUAAAGAUUUUCAUUCAGGCAAUGUAUUAGUUGAUGAUGAACUCCCAGCAAUUAGUGAUUUAGGAAUGUGUCAACCAGCAGAUGAUAAUGAGCGAAAAGGAAUUUAUGGAGUAAUACCUUAUAUGGCACCGGAAGUUUUAUGUGGAUAUAAAUAUACAAAAGCAGCAGAUAUUUACUCAUUUGGAAUAAUAAUGAAUGAACUUAUGUCAGAAGAAAUUCCUUAUAAUGAUAUUUCUCAUGAUAAUAAUUUGGCUGUUAAGAUAUGCAAAGGAUUUAGACCAAAAAUUUCUGAAGAUACACCAAAAUUAAUUGCAGAUUUGAUUAUUAAGUGUUGGGACGCUAAAGCAGAAAAUAGACCAACAGCUAAAGAAUUGUUUCAAAUAUUAAGAGAAUAUGUAGGUGAAAUUAAUGUUAAAGAUGGUGAAAUUUAUUCUCAAAUAAAAGAAUGUGAAAAAAUUAAAGAAAAUAAAUCAAAAAACAUAACAAAUGAAAAUGAAUCUAAAAAUCUUCAAAACCACCCACAAGCAAUUUACACUAGCAGACUUUUAAAUUUUAAAAAUCUUCCAGAACCAGUAAAUUCAAUUGAUUAUUUAUCUUCAUUUCAAGGUAAUUUAACAUUUAAAAAGUUUAACAUAAUUAUAUAA